AUGGUCUAUGUCGAUGAUAUCGCCGUCACUGGUUCUAACUCUUCUCAUGUCCAAAGUACCAUCAAACUACUAGAUGACAUGUUUUCCAUCAAGGAUCUUGGUUCUUUACAUUUUUUCCUUGGUGCUGAAGUCUUGCAGCAUGCUCAUGGUUUGGUUCUCACCCGAAGCAGCUUCAUCGCUGAUCUUCUGGAAAGAUUCGGCAUGCUCGAUGCGAACAGUGUUAGCACUCCGAUGUCAACCAAUGAUCCUCUUUCACUUGAUGAUGGAUCAUCAUCUGCAGAUGCCAAGUUAUACAGGCAGAUUAUUGCUAAGAGACUUCUGCGCUACUUGAAGGGUAUCAUUACUUAUGGUCUUCACUUCACACCCGCCACUUCUUUCAAGUUGCUAGCUUACUCAGAUGCUGAUUGGGGUGGUAUACCAGACACCAGGCACUCAACUUUUGCCUAUGUUAUACUUCUUGGCAAUAAUCCAAUAAGUUGGUGCUCCAAAAAGCAACACACGGUUGCUAGAUUGUCUACUGAAGCAGAAUACAUGGUUGUUACUUCUGCUGUAGUUGAGCUUAGUUGGAUCACAAACUUACUGAUGGAAUUGCAUGUUUCCAUGUCCAGCCCUCCUAAGGUACUCUGUGACAAUAUUGAUGCUACCUAA
This is a messenger RNA of Nicotiana attenuata, 648 nucleotides long. RefSeq lists its product as uncharacterized. The record is from RefSeq and is a predicted model, not a curated record. NCBI's taxonomy places the organism in Eukaryota, Viridiplantae, Streptophyta, Magnoliopsida, Solanales, Solanaceae. The transcript is spliced from 2 exons. The coding region runs from base 1 to 648 and encodes 215 amino acids.